UUUCUUCUCUCUUAGAUGACAGAGAACAUUGACUGGUUACAGAGCCAGAGUGGACUGUGUAAAAUAGAGCGUGACACACCCAGUGAGGAAGAGGAGGAGGAAGAGAAGACACAGCAGAACUGGACGCAAUCUUCCUCUGAUCCACUCAAGCUCCGAAAAGAACUGGAAAAGUGCACAGCUGGAGUCCAGAAUGCACUGAAUGCCAGUAACAAUGCUAGAAGGGCGAGACCGAGGGAGGCACCUGUGGGAAGGCAAGCUGUGGCCCAGCGCAACCUCCGCUCCCCGGGGGGCUACAGUGUCUGUGAUGAGGAGUUCAGCCUGAAUGUCAGCUCCAACAGGGGAUCCCACUUGGCCAUGAAGGCCGGUUGUCAGAAGGAAUCUAAGGAUGAAGAGAGCGAUGGUUCAGCUUCGCCAAACCCGAAUCCUGACCCAGAUGAAGUCUCUUUUUAUUGCAACAGGCUUUCCAACCUCGCCAUAGCAAUGGCACGCAAAGAGAUGAAUGACCGGCCUGAAGGCAAUAACAACGCAUGCAUACAUAACACCCUUUUUGCCGCUGCUGGGGACCAUGGCCUAAGAUCAAUUGGGGUUGGGACAGAGGAUGGCAAGCACAUUUCUUCCAGGAUGUGUGAAUGCAAAUACGAAGAAAGCCCCAGUUCGAAGAAAAAAGCUUCCUUUUAUUACAAAGAAGAAAAUACAGAAAUCCCAAAUAAAAGUGAGCCUUCCAGGGAUGAAGGCAAAGGGUGCCAUCAUAGGAAACGCUUUGGUCCCGAUGAAUACAGCAACUCACUGAGCAAAGGAAUACUGGUCUAUGCCAAUAAUGUGGUUUCAGACAUGAUGGUCUCUGUUAUGAAGACUAUGAAAGUGAAGGUUAACGAUUCCAACAUCGCCUGUGCAGUGUUGAAAAAGGUGCUGCUGAAGCACUCUAAAGAGGUCGUGUCGGACCUGAUUGAUUCCUGUAUGAAAAACUUGCAUGACGUCACCGGGACACUCAUGACUGACUCUGACUUUGUUUCUGCUGUGAAGCGGAGCCUCUUCACCCAAGGCAGCCAGAAGGCCUCUGAAAUAGUGCAAGCCAUGCUGAAUCGGUUGCACAAUGCUCUGAUUGUCCAAAAGCAGGUGAGCGAGAGGAACAAAUCGCACAGCAUGGCCUUUGCCACCAUUAAGACGGGCCAAGGGCUGGAUGCCAAGACUCAAAACAUGAGGUUUUCGGCUGCAAAAACCGAAACUAUGAAAGACAAGGAAACGACCUGUGCAGAAACAGUUGGCAAUCACAUCAUCAAGGAGGGUCUCAGCAUGUGGCACCAGAAGCAGCAGCAUGACAAUGCAGGGUCAGCCUCACCACCCGCCAGGGCUUUCCCAGCCCAAGACAGCCAAGACCUUUCUAACCUUUCCACUGAUUCCUGGGCAAGAGACCUGAUUGUGACGGCAUUACUGCUGAUACAGUACCAUCUCGUGCAGCAGGAGAACGCCAUGAAGGAUGCCUCUGAAGGGGGCCGAGCCAGCAAGGCCGCUGGCCCCCUGGGCUACUUGGCCCAGGACAAAGGCAUCAGCCCUUUAAAGCAGCCCGACACUUUAAGACAAAGUGAGGAUGAACAGUUUGAGAUGAAUGCGGAAAAUGAUAUGUCAAGCAUUGUAGUAAUGCUCAUCCAGAAGCUCAUCAACGAGACUGUCAAAAAAUUAGGAGGAAAUUCAGGGACGCUGAUGGCCGACGAAGCAUACCGGAGUGCUUACAAGGGUCCUGAGGGCCCAGGUCCUUCCGGCCUUUCAGAAAUAGAUCAUUCUUAUGAAGAUGCCAUAUCUGGACUGACCAAAAUGAUUUUGGACCAGUGUGACGUCAACAGGAAGGAAGGAGGCAGUGGACCAUUCAUUGACAACCUGGUUGAUACGGUGACCAAGCUGUGUCUGAUGAUAGCCAAAUACAGCAAUCCUGAGUCAGGACUCGGAGAUGGAGAUGAUGUUGGGGGACCUUUCUAUUCAAAGGGCACAGAAAAUGCGGAAAGCAGAACAGGUUCUGGCGAAGACGCAGCUUCUGGCCGGAAGGUGGUUGUAACUAACCAGAAUGCUCCUGAAAACAUUCACAGCAAGCAGCUCCAAGCCGUCCUUCAGUGGGUGGCAGCCUCUCAGUUGAAUGUCCCAGUGUUAUACUUCAUGGAUGAUGAUGAAGAAACCCAGAACAAGCUUCAGCAGCUCUCCACAGUGGCUGUGGAAAGGAACUACAGCGUUGGAGAAGUCAUGCAAGCCGUGCUGAAGUAUGAGAAGGAGAGGCAGCUGGGGGAGGCCCUGGGCAACUUUAUGCGGUUGCCAGUCCUGGACUGGCUGCUCCAGAACCUGUGAGCCAGCGUCUCUCGGGUCCUUCGGUGGGGCGGCUGGCCUCUCCCUGUGCAGCACCGCCCACCCCCCCACCCCCCUGUUAGCCUUCCUCGUUACAGCACUCAUCGGUCAAAUAUGAUAUGAGUUUUACUGAUCCUUGCCCCCUGCUGAGCAGUCAAAUGAAUAAAAGAAGGAAAUACUUAA
Messenger RNA from Candoia aspera, 2514 nucleotides. It is a transcript of the gene AKAP3, whose product is annotated as A-kinase anchoring protein 3. Gene Ontology annotation, molecular function: protein kinase A binding. Lineage: Eukaryota; Metazoa; Chordata; Lepidosauria; Squamata; Candoiidae. The record is from RefSeq and is a predicted model, not a curated record. Bases 16 to 2334 code for a protein of 772 amino acids. Gene Ontology annotation, biological process: intracellular protein localization. Gene Ontology annotation, cellular component: cytoplasm; sperm principal piece. The transcript has 3 exons.